Notodromas monacha is the source of this 8606-nucleotide messenger RNA. Lineage: Eukaryota; Metazoa; Arthropoda; Ostracoda; Podocopida; Cyprididae. The record is from the annotation of a GenBank genome assembly.
UUUCUUCUAUUUCACGCUUUAGGAUGCGGAAUCUCUAGUCAGAAAACGAUGAAAAGAUUAUGGGAAGUGUUGGUGUCAGUUUCGGCGUUAUUGGGCCUGUGUGACUGUCGGACACAUGGGGUCGAGUCCAAGAAAGAUGCUCUCGAGCCUGGUUACGUCGACAUUCGAAUGCCAGGGGCUUCGCCCAUGGAGAUGGACGCGUAUCUAUGUUCAGCCAAGGUGAUGACUUUUGAAGAUGACGUAUACAUCACGAAGUUCGAGCCUUUGGGAACGAGUGCGGAUACUGUUCAUCACAUGCUGAUUUACGGCUGUCCGCAAGGAGCUAAGGACAGCGACAUGUGGGAUUGUGGACAUCAUGGAGUGUGUCCGGGAUCGAAGAUUAUGUUUGCAUGGGCUAAAAAUGCGCCGCCUGCUUCAAUGCCGGAUGAUGUGGGUUUCCGUGUGGCAGCUGGAGCUACCAUUGUUCUUCAGCUUCAUUAUGCUCGAGCUCUAGGCAAAGAAUCCAUCACGGAUAAGAGUGGAAUACGACUUCAUUACACUCCUGUGAAGGAUUGUGGACAUCAUGGAGUGUGUCCGGGAUCGAAGAUUAUGUUUGCAUGGGCUAAAAAUGCGCCGCCUGCUUCAAUGCCGGAUGAUGUGGGUUUCCGUGUGGCAGCUGGAGCUACCAUUGUUCUUCAGCUUCAUUAUGCUCGAGCUCUAGGCAAAGAAUCCAUCACGGAUAAGAGUGGAAUACGACUUCAUUACACUCCUGUGAAGCCCAAAGCAUUGGGAGGCAUUUAUCUGAUGGUUGCUGGUUUCAACAUAGACAUUCCACCUCAUAAAGAAAACGUCACUGCGGAUAUCAAUUGUUUCUCGAAAUCUCCGGUGCCGAUCCAUGUGUUUGGAUUCAGAACACAUGCUCAUGCUUUGGGCACCAUCAUCACGGGCUACAAAUAUUUUCCGACAGCUGGGAAUUACGAGUUGUUCGCCAAAGGAAACCCGCAAUGGCCGCAAGCCUUUUACCCACUCAAACCACCUUACGAGAUCGCACCCAAAGACAUAAUUGCUGCCAGAUGUGUUUAUAAUUCUACUACGCGAGACACGCGGACGACUGUUGGAAUGACGCAUUUGAAGGAGAUGUGCAAUUUGUACCUGAUGUAUUACACGGAUAUCGAAAGCGGCGACGAUUUCUUCGAGUGCGUGGAUGACGAAUUGAGACUUCCGCCGCUGCCGGAAAGCUCUUUGAUCCCGCCGCCGAAAAAUGCCGCCUUGGAAGAAGUUGCCGUUGGGAAAAUGGGCCACGAUGGACACGUUAUGAACGCGAUGACUUAUGAAGCCGGACGUAAGAAACAACUGACUCAACCAACUGAAGUUGUGACUAAAACCUCAGUGGAAGAAGCAGUGGACCCGUCUGCUUAUCCUGUUCCAGGAGUCAGUCUCAAGCAGUAUUACAGCAAUCCAGUUUUCGAUCCUUCCAUGAGUCUUGGUGCGAAUCAAGAAGCCUUGAGUAACCCUUGGGGUGCCUUGGCUGAAGAAGCGCGUGAUCCACUUUUCUGCAUUGAUGAAAUGUUUUUGUUGAAAACGCUGCCAUUGGAUCCAUCUGAAGAGUUUAAUGACGGUCUAGCAGAUUAUCAGGAGUUCGAUUAUUACCCUGGCGAUGAUUAUUCGCCGGCUUAUGACGAAACGAGUCCUGUUUGGAGACUUGGAGCUCGUUCGGAUCGAUUACGUGAAAAAUCUCGAGCCACUGACGACCAGCGAACGAAAAGUGGUCGACCGUCGAAGCAAAAAGUUUCCAUUGAAAUGCACUUGGUUCCCGAAUGGCCGACGUUGGGAGAAGACGUGACUUUGGGCCAAGUUUCUGCGGUAUCAAUGACGGAAGGAGGCAUGUUGGUGGUGUUUCAUCGCGCCGAUCGGGUCUGGGAUAUGAGCACAUUUGACCGAUCGGGUCGACUGAAGCAUCCCGAACUGGGUCCGAUCAAGUCGAAUGUCGUGCUGUAUUUAAAUCCGGAAGAUGGAGCCGUCAUCGGGUCUUGGGGCAACAAUACGUUCUACAUGCCUCAUGGUUUGACAGUGGAUCACGAAGACAAUGUCUGGCUGACUGACGUGGGAAUGCAUCAAGUUUUCAAGUAUUCUCAAUCCGGGAAGAAGCUGAUGGAAUUGGGAACGCACAUGGAGCCCGGGUCAGAUAAUACCCAUUUCUGCAAACCCACUUCGGUGGCGAUUGAGCCGAAAACCGGCGACUUCUUCGUGGCGGAUGGAUAUUGCAACAGCAGGAUCCUCAAGUUUUCCGCUGAUGGGCAACACUUGCUAUCACAGGUGGGGAAAGUUGGCAGCUCUUUAUUCGGAAUGUUCUCCACUUGGAAUCAUCGUCCGGGUCCCACGGAUUUCAGUAUUCCUCAUGCGUUGACUCUGGACGUGGGAAGGAAUCUUUUGUUUGUUGCUGAUCGGGAAAAUGGUCGUAUUCAGGCUCUGACAACUGGAAACCUUUCUUACGUUGGGACGAUCACUUCUAAGCAGUUUGGUGGUCGUGUUUUCUCGGUUUCCUACACGCCUGCCUUUAAUGGUUUGCUUUUCGUCGUGAAUGGGCCAUCUGCAGCCGACUCGGACGCCAGUGGGUUUAUUGUCAGUCCACGGGCCAAGUCGAAGAGGGAGAUUAUUGUCGGGGAUUUCGGUGGGUCCAAGUUGCAAGAGCCGCAUGAUUUGCACGUUACUGCGGACGCCAACGAGGUUUAUGUGGCGGAGACGAAACCGCAUCGUCUGUCGAAAUUCGUGAGAGGAAACUUGGGUAAGCUGCAAAAAUCUGUGAAGGGUACGAGUGCUUCUUCGUCAUCGUCGGAAGCGGAAGAGAAGCCGCAAGUCGAGGAGUUGAAGCCACGAACUUUGAAGGAUUCCUCGUCGCAGUCCGUCGCGAAUUUAACUGCGACACGAUCGAAGUUCAGCGAUGGGAAGCGGUUCAGUUGGGGAGUGGAGAUCAUGAUGGUUGCUGCUGUUCCAAUUUUAGUCCUCGGGCUCAUCCUGGUUUUGCUGAGACUGCGGAAUCGCUCGAACCUACGAGCAGUGUACCAGAAUUACAAGCACACGGGUCCUGAUAAGUACGGGUUCGGUGGAAUCCUGGGCAGUGGACGGAGGAAGGCCAACAACGCCAAGGAUGGGUUCGAAAGACUGGACACGACCGGGUCCGACGGCGAAGAUGACCUGUUCGUCAACUCGAAACUCAAGUCGGGACCCCGGAGAGCGAUGGACUUUUCGCUGGACGACGAGUCGUCGAGUGACUCUGACGCUGAGCCGAUCGACAUUUCAGCAGAAACCGUCUCCAACACAAUGGAGACCAUUUCAUCGUUGCAAGCGUAUCAUCUUCGAUGGAACAAUCAUCAAGAAAGCUUGCUGCACGUAUUUGACAAGCUGUUGCAAAGUGAAGACUUUGUGGACGUUACUCUGUGUUGUCAGGGGCAAAAUAUCCGGGCGCACCGCAUGGUCCUUUCAGCGUGCAGCCCAUUCUUCCAUGAUCUUCUUCGGGAACACCCUGGAAAGCACCCAAUAAUUAUCCUCAACGAUGUGAUGUACGAGGAUCUAUCGGUGCUCAUGCAAUUCAUGUACAAAGGAGAAGUCGACGUUGCCGCGGAGUGCCUUGAGUCCGUGUUGCAUGCUGCCCAUAUUCUCGGAAUCAAGGGAUUGGGGAGGAAGGCUUCUCCGUCCCCUGGUCGAAAACCUGCUCUGCCUACUCCGAAUUUUGUAAAAACUGUGAAACCAAGUUACCCCCAGCCACUGAAAGUCCCGCUACUUGAUCAAAUAUUGAAAGAAUCCCUUGCUGACACGUCCAUGUCACUGAAACGGUGCAACAUUACACCAUCCAUGCGACGCAUUUUGUGUACGGAGAGGGUUACCGAGGAAGGUAGCGUGUAUCCUAUCAUUCCUCCUUGCAACGGGAAACCGGCGAUGUGUCCAAAACGCACUCGCUACUCAGAUGAAUCUCUCAACGACACCGCGGAGGAAAGUGAAGCUUCUGUGGAUGCUGACGAUGCCGACGACGUGACUUCCAAGCUCAAAGUGCAGAUAGAAGAAGAUGCUUCUUGUGGAACGGAUGCCGAGGACACGAAUGAUGGUGUUGAUCAUGAAAACAAUGACAUCAUUGAAGAUAACGCUCUCGAACGUUUGCAUGUGAAGACCGAAUUCGCCAGCUCUGCAAAUGAAACGAUUACUGUUACACCUCCCAUGGUUAGUUCUGGAAAUGUUUCGUCGAACACGAACAGACUGACCUGUGAGCUCUGCGGGAAGGAAUGUCGCAGCCCCGGAGAGAAAGUUAUACACAUGCGAAGUCACACAGGUGAGAAGCCAUUCGUUUGCCAAGAAUGCGGAGCCGGAUUUCGUCGUUCCGCACACCUCAUUCGACACAAGUUGCUGCACACUGGCGAACGUCCGCACAUUUGCCCCAUUUGCGACAAGGGCUUCACUCGCAAGGACAAGCUCAAGUAUCACAUGAGCUUCAAGCACGACAUGGACGCACCUGCGCAAGACCCGAAAGCUCCCGGUUCCGUCAAUUCCGCCUCCAACUCGCCUCAGCACGAGGACGAAAAGGCCGCCAUUCCGAGCUGGUGUCUCAUGCCUUCCGCCCAAUCCUCGCCCGAGUCGCCGACGUCGUCCAAUGUCCGGUCGCGGAGAGAGACGAAGCCGACGUUGAAAUUGCAGCAACAGUUGUCUUAUAGACGAAAGCGUCGAGUGGCGAGCGAAGUGAAUUGUGGCUUCAGUCUCAUGACGCGAGCGCAGAAUGCGAUUCAAGUUGGCAAAGCCACCGAUGCUUAAUGAGGCCAAUUUUUUGUGUGUGUGUGUGUGUCGAAGUGGGGGGGGGAAGGUUUAUUUUCGUUGUUGUUGUAUGUGUUUGAGUGUGUGUGGAUGCGUGUGUGUGUGUUGCGACAUUCCACGGGAUCAAGUGUGUACAAAGGGCCAUUCCGGAAACGCGAUUCAUUCCCCCACAAAAAAACUUGUAGAGAAUGUCGACCGGUGGAAUUUAGCACGUAAUUCAGCUAUCCGGGCUGCUCCUGGAGAUCUCAGCAGCAUGCCAAGUAUUCUUCGGUUACUGGGACUACUCAUUUCCAGGUUUUCUCCCCUUGAAAAAAACUUGUGUGACGUUUUUCUCCUCAGACAUUUCGGAUAUCUUUAAUUUGCGCUUCAAUCAGUUUUCUGUGGAUACUAUUUAUGAUUAUUGUUGGUUAUACCCCGUGGAGGCCGUGAUUUCAUGCUUUCCAGAACGUGAGUGUCGCCUGAAUUUUACGAAGUUUUGAUUGUGCCGGUGGACUGUCUGUAGAACGUAAUCCGAGGGACCAGAAAAUAAUUCGUAGCAGAGAAAUGUCGUUGUAGUGCUCCUUUAAGACUUCGACCAUGAGUAAACAAUCCCCUUCAAGUUUAUUAUAUUUUAUCUGCUCAAAGAAAACAUGGAUGAUGUAGACUACCUUGUAUUUACUCAAUUACCAUGUGCACCUUUUGCUUUGAAAAUCGAAUCCAUUUUUUUUCAACGUGCAUCAUAGUUCCAACUCAUUCGGGGAAGUUCUACAUAAUUUUUCAGAUUAGGAUAAGAAAAAAUGAAUUCAUGCUCAAAUCAAAUUGGUUGAUGAGAAUUCGGAACAGAAACGAAGUGCAGCACAAUUUUUUCUAAUUUUAAUAUUCUACCGUGUAAAUUUUAGUGUUUAUGUCCUAAAAUUAAAUUGAUUUUUGCGGUAAAGGAUACUAGGUUACUUGUUCUAAUUUUAUAUACAGUACAGGUAUAGGAUAAAAAUUAAGGUGCACUUCUUGAACAAGGCUACAUGGCACUAAAGUAUUUACAGUAUUAUUAGGUUGUUGUUGGAAAUCUUUGACUAUCUUUUAAAUUAAGAAAUUGAACUUUUUUCAAGGCUGAAACGCUAAACUUGGGCUAAAUUCAGAUGUGAAAAAUAUGAAAUUUCUUCAAAACUAAGUACAUCUUCAGUAAUGUGGAAAUGUGUGGAAUAAAAUUUUAUUCUCCAGAGGCCUCACAAAUUGUCAAAAUGAUCCCAAUAUUCCUUGCUUGGGAUUCAAAAAAUUGUUGAAACAUUUUGCUAACUUAUUUCACAAAUGAUACAGGGUCAUUAUGUUUUAGAGACGGUAGAUCGUAUGACAUCUUGAAUAUUAGUCAUGUGGAAUUCGUAGGACUCAGUCAGUUUUGAAAUUGAGGUGACACCUGUUCGGCAUUCCAGAAACCCUUCGGUAUCAUACAGGGGUUAACCAAUGUGGGUGUUUUUUUCAGUUUUUCCAUUCAAUCGGGGAGGUUUUUUUCAUUCUUGCCACGCGUAAUCCAAAUUUUAGGGUUGGGGUAUUCGUCCGAUCUGAUUUCGAGUACGUGAAGAAAAAAAAAUACUCGAAACUGUCGGCGUACAAACGAAAAAAAGAUUGUUGGACGGGAAAAUGCGUUGAUCCAGUUGAUCGAAGAAUAUUCGCGUGUUCUCUUGAACGACUUUUUUAAAGCUCGUGUUCAUGACUAUGUGUCUGUCUUUCGGCAUUAUUUGAUCUGAGUGGCUAAAACCUUAUCCUUGAGAAAAGAAGAUUCUAAGUCUCACGGUUGAAAUAAACCCGGAGCAGGCGUCUCAGUAUUCUUGGAAGUUAGAGGGGAAAACGAGUGAAGUGCUUUUAUUGACCGGAGAAAGUGUGAAUGUAGUAAGUGGUAGUUCACCGGUGUCGUCGUCGUCGAGGAGGUGCUUCUAAGUGACUUGUUUUUUUUUUGUGGAGGAAAUUUGUAAAUUAUUGCGGAAAGAAUAGCCGGAAUCGAGGCUUGAAUUAAUCUGUAUGCAAAUGUGGUGCUCUUCCCUGUCUGUCCUAAGUUCUAUAGUCUUUGGGAGCUGCAAACUGGUCGGGUUUACCUUUUUUUUAUUAAUUGGCUAUUCGUGAUUUUAAAUCAGUGCUACGUUCUCGGCGUUUUUUCUGAAGCUUUUCGAAAAUUCCAGCGAGUUUAAUUUUAGGUUCCUCAGUCCUUUUUUAAACGUCAUUUGAAAACGUUGAGCUCAAAAACCUUCCUUGUUAAAGCUGGUGCUUUUGCAUUUAUUUGCGCAUCUGUCAAUUGGCACAAAGUUUAAUUCACUGUAUUCAACUUGAAAAUAGGCCACAAUCAUUACGGAUUGAUUUUCUAAAAAAAACUGUAUUUACUUGAGUACCACAUGUACCUUUUUGUAUUACAAUUGAAAGGAAAAAUCAUAGGUGGGUAUGCAUUUUCAAUUUUUUUUUUAAGUUCGGGUGUGCCAAUGGGCCUUGAUUCCAACAGGAAAUUUUGGACCAAUUUCAUCAAGAAAAACUCAUUUUAAUGGAAAUAAUAGCAGAAAUCGGUUGAAUUCACGUUCAAUUCUUGUAUAAAUUCAAAUUUGAUUUUUUCUAAUUUUGAAGUUUUGCAGUUUUAGUGUCACUGAAAUAGGGUUUAUGUGUUACUUGGGGAUAAGAUUUCAAUCUGAGGACGUGUGGUACUCCAGUAAAUUCGGUAUUUGACAUGCAUUUAAAAGGAAGAAGAGUACGCUAAAGGUGAGGUAAUUUGCAAGCAGCUUUGAAUUUAGCGCACUCCGAAAACAGAAGCUAGGGCAGCUAUCACGUAAGAGUGACAAAUUCUCAAUUUUUUUCUGGUCGUUGGAAUUCUGAUCGCCAAAUCAGACGCGUAUUUUCAAGUGCGAAAAUUCCCCCUAAUCCACGUGAGGCUUCUUUCAACAACAAAGAAAAAUCAUUCAAAACUUGUAUCUUUCAGGGGUUUGUGAGGAAUAUUUUUAAAGCAAGGCUUCAGGAUUUUUUUAAGAUACUGAAAAACGUGGGAGCUUAAAAAAAAAAGAUUAAUUAAAACUUCCAAUAGUCUUCCUUGGGACCACUCGGAAAGGAAAGAAAAAAGUGAUGAUGACACUAUAUGGACUCGGAUCGUUAUUUUUACCUCUCGCCGUUUGCUGGAGACUUUGUGAUGAUGGGAACAUGCUUGCGCAUAUUUUCUACUUGAGCAAUAUGGUACGCUACUAUGCUCAAUGUCGUCUCUUGUGCCUUGGAAAAUGUUUUUUUUUUGUGGAAGGAUCAAAUGGUGAGGGAUCACGAGGUGGUUAAUUUUGUUGGGACCUUGUGUUGGUCUUGAGUGCAUCGGUUAAUUGGUUUCCGAACUAAUACAAGUGUUUCUUUUUUUUUGUUUCUUGACUGGAGGGACUGAGUCUUCCGAGAAUUUGUUGGGAAUUUAUUGUUGGAUCUUACCGCAUUUUUACGGUUUUCGCUGGUUUCCACUUUCUUCCGCCGUUGUUGAUCGUGAGAUGCGGCUAUUAUGUAUUAAUUUAAGAAUUUUUACUCGCGCGCCCUCUGGACGAAAAAGUGUCAAUCUUUUUUGUGUGGUCGGUUUAUGUCAGCAGUUUGCUUAUUAAAGAAAUAUGGGAGCCAAUGAAAACCGUCGGGGGCAGCGGAUUUUUUUUUGUCCAUAGCAUUUUUUUGCGUUUGGGCUAGAUUUAGAAGAAACAUGGAUUCAUGUUUUGCAGGGAAACAUUUUUUGUCUUGUUUUCUCAAGUUAACUUUUACCAAGAUUCCGUGUCUUCCGGUCGGAAGUUGAAAGGAUUCUGUAGUGGAACAUGAAUAAUUCCUAUGCAUUGGAAAUAUAUUUUAUGUAAUUCCAGUGA